Schizophyllum commune H4-8 is the source of this 1541-nucleotide messenger RNA. Its product is annotated as FAD/NAD(P)-binding domain-containing protein. NCBI's taxonomy places the organism in Eukaryota, Fungi, Basidiomycota, Agaricomycetes, Agaricales, Schizophyllaceae. The record is from RefSeq and is a predicted model, not a curated record. The coding region runs from base 6 to 1418 and encodes 470 amino acids. The transcript has 8 exons. Gene Ontology annotation, molecular function: monooxygenase activity; FAD binding.
CAAGCAUGACCACCGACGCGCCUCGCAAGAUCAACAUUGCUGUCAUAGGUGGUGGCAUAGGUGGACUUGCCACCGUCCUCGCCAUACAGCACUUCUGUGACAUGUCCCAGCUGGAGGUGACCAUCUACGAGUCGGCUUCCCAAAUCAACCAGAUCGGUGCCGGCAUUAAUCUCUGGGCGAAAGUCUGCGAGAUGCUCAGCGGGCUUGGAUUGAAGGAGGACAUAGACGCCCUCCUGCGUGCGAACGAGAAUUACGCCUGGACCAUUCGCAAGAGCGAUCAAGCCCAAGGCGUUCCCAUGUGCGAGGUCCAGCUCAAGGACUCCGAGAGACUGCUCCUACUGCAUCGCGCUGUCGUCCAGGAUAUUCUUCUGAGGCACAUCUCUCCGGCGGUCAAGAUCUGUCUCUCUCAUCGCCUAGAGAGCUACACAUACACCGAAGAUGCCGCGCUGAGGAACCAGUUGAACUUCAAGGACGGUCAAGUGGCGCGGUGUGACCUGCUGAUUGCUGCAGAUGGCGUCCAUUCGACCGUCCGCCGCCAGUUCCUUCCUGCGUUGGCGAAGAAGCUCGGUAGGCCCGAGUUGCUCGAGUCCGUCGAUCCUCUCUUCAGUGGUAGCAAGGCCUAUCGCAAUCUUGUUCCCACGGAGAAGUUGGCGGCAGAGUGGCCUGGCCAUCCCGCGUUGACGAAGCCGCGCUCGUAUUGUGGCAAGAACAAGCACAUGAUCACCUACCCGGUUUCCGGUGGUCGCGUCGUGAACGUUGUACCCUUCCACACCGAUCCAUCCAAAGUCGAUACCCCCUUCCUCGGUUCGCAGAUCGGGCAAGGGACCGCCGAAGAAGUUCUCAAGAUAUACGAAGGAUGGGAGCCUGAAGUGCAGGCCGUGAUCAAGUGCAUGGAGAAUCCCUCGCACUGGGCGAUCCUGACGCUGAAGCCAUUCGAUACGUGGGCUGACGACGGUGUCUUCCUGCUCGGGGAUGCGGCUCACGCCAUGAAUCCUCACAUCGGAACGGGCGCUUGCGAGGCCAUCGAGGUAUAUGACUGUAGAAACGAAUCAUUUCUUCUACUGACGUGUUGCCCUCCUCAGGAUGGCCACGUCCUCGCCCGAAUCCUCGCGCGAGCGCAGAAGAAGGGACCCCUCGAGAUGCUCUCCAACGAGACGAUGGCGCUGCUCUACAACCGUCUCCGCCCGCCCAAGGCCAAUUUCGUAUCAGCGCGUGCCCGACUGCAGGGCCUGUUCUACGAAUUCAACGAGGAAGGCGCGAACUUGUCCCUGGUGGAGAAGGACUCACCGAUGUACACGGCGCCGGAUCGAUUGGGAAAGGUCGCCGCGGGGAUCCGGGACGGAUACUACUGGCCCUACACGCAUAGCCUCGUGCGCCAGGCUGAGGAGACCGUGGCGCUGGCUUUGUCCACGGCGUAAGGUCGAAUACAGCUUUUGGCGAGUAGUGAACGUGAUGAGUGUUUGGGAAAAGGGAUUGCUAAUGAAUCGGUUGACCGUGCGAGUUUUCACCCCGGCAUGCUUGCGCGCGGAACGCAGCCGCAU